UGCCGGGGUGGUUGUGAUACUGCCUAUUCGAUAUGCAUGAACAAAACCGCGUGAUUUCUGUCUGGUACGUGGUGCGGCGAGGUUUUUGAGCGUUAACUAAUCAAAGGUCAUUUCUCCAGGCGACCUAGCAAUGGGUUUCCGAUAUAUUGUGCGUCAGGCGAAGCCUGAAGACUGCGGAAGCAUCUUGAAAUUGAUCUAUGAGUGGGCGGAGUUGGGAAAAGAUCCUGACCGAGUAGUCCAAAACACCGAAGAAGACUUGCGGGAUAACGGCUUUGGGGACCAUCCCAUCUUCCAGUCAAUUGUGGCCGAAGCAAUUGAUGAUGGAGAUUCAACAGACGAAGCGCAAAGGGGGACAAUGGUGGGAUAUGCCAUAUACAUAUGUACGUACAGCGCCUGGACUGGAGGGGUGAUAUACCUGGAUGAUCUUUUUAUCCAGCCAGCACACAGAGGAAAAGGUGUAGGAAAGGCAAUGGUCUGCAAGGUGGCAAAGAUUGGAGCACAAAAAGGCUGCCAGGGCAUGCAGAUGUUUAUGCAGGGAUCCAACAAAGCCGCCCGUCAAUUCUUCGAUGGGUUCAACGCUGUUGACAUCAGUGAAAAGGACGGCUGGAGUGUCAUGUGUGUACAAGGGGAUCACCUCUCGCAGCUUGGCAACUAUUUGACAGAGCCAGAAGUAAAAAACGACAUCCAAUUCCUUUGUUAAUGUGGCUGCAUUCAUCAUGCUGGAGGAAUUUCAAUUAUAGAAUACAUGUUUAUCAAUAAUGCUUGGACUGAUAUUUUUCAUUACUGAGUCAUAAUCGACUGUCACAAGUUAGUCAAAGGGUAUACAAUUAUGUUCGUUGGUCUUGCGUUCUACAGCUAUCUCCCAAUAUAUAUCGGCUAAUUAAACUCACCUGGAUUUAAUUUAUGGAUUAACAUUAAGAUUACUAUUUAAUAAUUAAAUAUAACUUAUCUAAAUUUAACAUUUUGUACUUCCAAAAAAAGUCAAAAAGUUGCAGUUUGUCUUCUCGUUUGUAGUUAAUAUCAUCAGUGUAUGUGUAUAGAUAUCCCCUUUUUAUUUGGAUUAGAAAGGCCGAUCAUUGUGCAGUCAAAUCAAGAACCGGUAACGUUUUGUCAGCACAGUGAAUUUUAACAAGCCUUAGUCGUUACUCUCUUGAUCCCGAAGGAGUUUGAUCAUUUCACCUUCACGUAAAAGAGGAAUAAAAGAAUGAAAGAGGAAUAAGAAAAACUCUGUUAAUAAUGUAACAAGGGUUCUUCUAACAUUAAUUUACGGAUAUGGGAUUUGACUGUAGUCCAGUCGAAAUAAUGACUUAUUCGUGGAAGGAUUCUUGAAUAAUUUAGGGACAAUUUCCUGCAAAUUCAUUUUAAUGUACUUGUUCCUACCAGUGUGGUGUCCUUUCCGAAUAGAGUGCAACCAAUGUGGGUGCAGAGGAAAAAUCUCCAAGAGAAAACCGUGACGAACUUGAAGCUAUUCACUCGGGACAUUCUGACGUGGGUAAAACUGAACACAAUUUUAGUGAUCUUGGGUUUUGAAGAAUCGGUGAUUGAAAUUUAUGGAACUGAAGAAGGAAAAGACUUGAAGAAAAAUACUAUGGGCUGUCAACAGAUAUAAGGAUUUUCUUCAAGUAACCUUCAUCUCGGAAGAUCUUGAUUCUAAGGGAUUGGGGAAGACCAGGGAAAAACGUUAAAGAGGCAUUGAGGCAAACAAAGCCUGUAACAGAGUGAUGUCCAAAAAUGAGGCUAAGGCCUAAUUAGAAAAGCUUUUCUACCAAGAUGAAUAUAGGGAUACCAAGCAAGAAACUCUUGAAACUCUCGUAAAAACGCAGGCGUAAGGUUCGAAUCUAAUGAGUUUAGCAGACCCGAAGUUAAAUGAUGAGAGGACAUUCAAUUUUUCAUAACUUUAAAAUCGUUUGAAAAUCUAUUGUGAGAGAUAAAAUUUUGAAUUCCCGGUCGAAUAUGAUAAAAUAAACAUUGGCUUUCACCUAGCCGUUAGGGUUUUUCUUAUAGUUAAUGCAGUAAACAGGCUUAUGAUGAAGAGAAAACUAA
Molecule: messenger RNA, 2043 nt
Organism: Acanthaster planci (crown-of-thorns starfish)
Lineage: Eukaryota; Metazoa; Echinodermata; Asteroidea; Valvatida; Acanthasteridae
Product: thialysine N-epsilon-acetyltransferase-like
Molecular function (GO): N-acetyltransferase activity
Source: RefSeq, a predicted model, not a curated record